CUUGUCCCAGAGUUUGCGGCUGCUGCUGCCGCCGCCGUUAGAGCGGUUUUAAUUAGCUGCAGGAUUUUAAUGAGCUGAAAUCAAGAAGAGCCCCAUCUCAGAAGUAAGCUGGAGCCGCACACAUGGAAGAACUAGUCUGACAAAACAGAUGGAGGUGGUACUCUCGGGGGACCGGGCUGUGUACUCCGAUCAGCGAGGAGCAGAUGAGUUUCUGAGACCAGGAGGCUGAGGAGGGAAGCCAGGGGUCAGCUGCCCAUGCCCGGCUCCGGCGAGGGAGGGGAAGAGCUGGGCGCCAGGUCCCCUAGGCUGCCGCGGCAGAAGGCACGGUGCCGGAUUCAAGGUGACGGCAGUGCCUGGCUCCAUUCUCCUCAAGUUGCCAUAGCAGCCUCUCUCCCAACGAGCAGCUUCUCCUGGAGCCCUCAGCCGGGAGGGACGUCAUUGUUCGCUCCUGCCCGUGUGACGAGAAAGACGGACAGAGAACUUUCCUGGGCCUGGGGCCCACUGACCACGUGGGUGCACCCAGGCUGUCUGGAUCGGGAUGCUGGGGUGGCUUCCCACAGCCAGAGGGUCCUCAGGGUGAUGGUGGCCAGUGUCCAGGCCUUGGAGCAGCUGCAGCCAAGCGUGUCCUUGGAGCCGUCCGAGCGUCCGGCUGUCGCCACUGGAGACCUCAGCCUGAUGGAUGCCGGAUUUGGACGAUGAGGGAAGAAAGUGCCUCCCACACCCAAGAGGUGAGCCCUGAGUGUGCCCUGGAUGACCCUGCGACCUGGCACAAUGCGGCUGGCCUGCAUGUUCUCAUCCAUCCUGCUGUUCGGAGCUGCAGGCCUCCUGCUCUUUAUCAGCCUGCAGGACCCCACGGAGCUCGCCCCCCAGCAGGUGCCAGGAAUUAAGUUCAACAUCAGACCACAGCAGCCCCAUAACGCACACCCACCGGGCAGCUCCCAGGAUGGUGACUUGAAGAUAUCCACAGAGAAGGUCAUCCGGGACUUGUCCAACCGGACCCCAAGGGACCUCAACGUGAGGGUGCCUGACCAGCCUCAACCGCACCCCAAGAUGGGAGCCCGACUGCGACUCCCGCAGCGCCGCCGCCGUCUGCUUAUCAAAAAAAUGCCAGCCGCGGUGGCCAUCCCAGCCAACAGCUCAUCAGAGGCCUUUAUUCGAUUGGGGACCCAGGCGCUGGACAGCCAUUGGGUCGGCCUGCACCGGAGCCAGCAGGAGCGCAAGCGGGUGAUGCAGGAGGCGUGUGCCAAGUACCGGGCGAGCAGCAGCCGCAGAGCCGUCACACCUCGCCACGUGUCCCGCAUCUUCGUGGAGGACCGCCACCGUGUGCUCUACUGCGAGGUGCCCAAGGCGGGUUGCUCCAACUGGAAGCGGGUGCUCAUGGUGCUGGCCGGGUUGGCCUCAUCCACCGCGGACAUUCAGCACAACACGGUCCACUACGGCAGCGCCCUCAAGCGGCUGGACACCUUCGACCGCCAGGGCAUCCUGCACCGCCUCAGCACCUACACCAAGAUGCUCUUUGUCCGUGAGCCUUUUGAGAGGCUGGUCUCAGCUUUCCGAGACAAGUUUGAGCACCCCAACAGCUACUAUCACCCUGUUUUCGGCAAGGCCAUCCUGGCCCGGUACCGGGCCAACGCCUCGCGGGAGGCCCUGCGGACUGGCUCUGGUGUGCGGUUCCCCGAGUUCGUCCAGUACCUGCUGGACGUGCACCGACCCGUGGGCAUGGACAUCCACUGGGACCACGUCAGCCGGCUGUGCAGCCCCUGCCUCAUCGACUAUGACUUUGUGGGCAAGUUCGAGAGCAUGGAGGACGAUGCCAACUUCUUCCUGAGCCUCAUCCACGCUCCACGCAACCUGACUUUUCCGCGGUUCAAAGACCGGCACUCCCAGGAGGCGCGGACGACGGCCAGGAUCACGCACCAGUACUUCGCCCAGCUGUCGGCCCUGCAGCGGCAGCGCACCUACGACUUCUACUACAUGGACUACCUGAUGUUCAACUACUCCAAGCCCUUUGCAGACCUGUACUGAGGGGCGGGGCCGGCUGGCCAGGAGCGGGGCCUGUCCCACCCACUCGCAGGAGCUGGGACAUCCCACUGGGAACUGAGACGUGCUCACAGCACCUGGGCUCCAAGAAUGGGAGAGGCUGAGUCUCUCGGAGGCAGCAGGCCCGUGGAGAAGAGAGGCUUGAGGCCUUGGAUGGGGACCCUGGCCCUUGUCCCAUACCCACUUCCUAACUUCUUGCUUGAGGGAGAGGCCCCAUGGACUCAGUCAAGAGUCCCCGAUGACCAGGGAAGUCUGAGGCCCAGAGGAUGAGGGCCCCAGCGGUAAGGGACUUCCUGCAGUCCCUUAGCCAUUGCCUUGUACAAACCACAUGGUUUGCAGCUUUUCUAUGACGGGGGUGGGGGUGGGGGAAUAAAGCACAUGGUUUUCAGA
Molecule: messenger RNA, 2430 nt
Organism: Ictidomys tridecemlineatus (thirteen-lined ground squirrel)
Lineage: Eukaryota; Metazoa; Chordata; Mammalia; Rodentia; Sciuridae
Gene: Chst8
Product: carbohydrate sulfotransferase 8
Biological process (GO): carbohydrate biosynthetic process; proteoglycan biosynthetic process
Cellular component (GO): membrane
Molecular function (GO): sulfotransferase activity
Source: RefSeq, a predicted model, not a curated record